AUGUCUAUUGAAGAAGCAGUUACGGAGGGCCAAGGACAUAUAGGAAAACAAAAAGGGGUAACCCACAAGCAAGUUAAUGAAGCUAGUACUAACCCCGAGGGUAAAGCACCGGCUUCUAUUAACAAAGGGAAAUCCAAGGCCACGGCUCAGUUGGACCUACACAAAGGGGCACUAGAGCCAGCGAAUAACAGUCAACAGAGACAAGGUCCACCCCCACCUAAGAAGUCUUGGAGCCAAGUGAGUGAAGAUGCCAAUUUUGUAGAGGCAUUUGAUUUUAGGAUGGAUAUGGAGGACAAAACAGAGACGACAAAGCCAGACAUGAAUGCCACUAGUAAUAAGGACGAGGGAAAAACCAUUAUAACCCCAUUGAGGGAUGUGGGAGGAUCCAUGGAGGUUCCACAACCUGGGAAAAGCCCACCUCAAACAGGAAAUAUGAUUGCCAAUAGCAGCAGUGUCGUCAAGUUAGUUGCAAACCUGUGUCCAAAUGGACCACAAAAUGAAACCCAGGUAACUACUAACAUUAUCAUUGCUAUUAUUGUAAGUGAUAAAAAUCAUACAGAGCAAUUUGCAAAGCCAAUUAUGUCCCCUAACAAAUUUGGAAGCUUAAAUAUGGACGGAGGUGAAAUUGUUGUGGAUUUAUCCUCUAUCCCUUGUACUAACAGUGGUAAUGCAGCUAUUAACAAGAGACAAGUGUUGGAGGUUAAAUCCAUUGGGCAUAAACCAGAGGUUGAGAAUUUGCCUGAAUUAGUGGAUCUUAAGUUCUCUGGUUGCCUAUUUACAUGGAGUGAUCGCAGAAUUGAAGUAGGGUGUAUUGUCAAGAAAUUCAAUAGGGUGCUGGUGAAUGAAGAAUGGAAUAUCAUAUUUCAACAAUUGGCUAAAAGGCCUUUCAAGUUCUUUAACUUCUUGGCUAAGAGGCUAGACUUUCUACCUAUGGUUAAACAGAUUUUGAGGGAACCCAUCUAG
Ilex paraguariensis (yerba mate) is the source of this 963-nucleotide messenger RNA. NCBI's taxonomy places the organism in Eukaryota, Viridiplantae, Streptophyta, Magnoliopsida, Aquifoliales, Aquifoliaceae. The record is from the annotation of a GenBank genome assembly.